AUGGGCGUCGAGCUUGUCUUGAUCGACUUUCGAUAUAAUAUUGCCAACUUGGUCUUCUUCGUCCCCUACAUCAUCUUCCAGCCUCCGUCUACCAUCUUGAUCCGCAAGAUUGGCCCACGAUUUCACCUCGCCAUCAUCACGAUGCUGUGGGGCGCCGUCAUGAUUGGCAUGGGUUUUGUCAAAAAGUACCACCAGCUUGUUGCUCUCCGAGCGGUGCUGGGUGUGUUCGAGGCGGGAUUCUUCCCCAGCUGUGUCUAUCUUCUGAGCACAUGGUACACGCGAUAUGAGGUCGGAAAGCGAUACUCUUCCUUCUAUCUCCUCGGCUGCGUUGCCUCCGCAUUCUCUGGAAUCCUUGCCUACGGUCUCAUGCAACUGAAUGGCCGCGAGGGCCUUACUGGCUGGCGCUGGAUCUUCAUCAUCGAGGGCACUCUCACCGUCUGCCUCGGCAUCGCCGGAUACUGGCUGCUGGUUGACUUUCCCGACUCGACGCGCAAGUCCUGGUCGUUCCUCAGCCAGCGCGAGUGCAACUGGGUCGUCGACCGCAUCAACCGCGACCGAGGCGACAGCCACGUCCCGCCGUUCCAACUCAGCAAGUUCCUCCGCGGCGGCGCCGACUGGAAGAUCUGGGCGUAUGCAAUCAUCUUCUUCGACACCACGACCAUCUCAUACGCGCUCGCCUACACUCUCCCAAUUAUUCUCGUCGGCAACAUGGGCUUCACCAUUGGCGAGGCACAAUGCCUUGUCGCGCCGCCGUAUGCCUUUGCUGGUAUCAUCAUGUUCGCUACCGCGUGGGUCGGCGACAAGUACCACCUCCGCGGCCCCAUCAUCAUCUUCAACAUGCUGCUCUGCCUCAUCGGCCUGCCCAUCAUGGGCUGGGCCUCGAGCGCCAACGUGCGAUACUUUGGCGUCUUCCUCGUCACGGCCGGUGCCAACAGCAACAUCCCCGCCGUCAUGGCGUUCCAGGCCAACAACGUGCGAGGGCAGUGGAAGCGAGCGUUCUGCAGCGCUACGCUCGUGGGCUUUGGCGGCGUUGGCGGCAUCGCGGGCAGCCUGGUGUUCCGUGAGCAGGACAAGUUGACGGGGUACAAGCCCGGCAUGUGGGCUUGCAUCGCUUGUUCACUACUUACCAUCUGCCUGGUUUGCCUGUGUGAUUUUGAUUUCAAGCGACAGAAUGGCAAGGCCGACCGGGGAGAGAAGGUGCUGGAGUGUUACGAUGUGAGUUGUCCCUGAAAUUGUGACGAUAUUUAUUGCUGACAAGUGAUAGGAUGAUGCUUCUUCGGACUUCCGAUACACCUACUAAGCGUUGGGAGCGUUGGAACCCCAGGAUGGCGAGGGGAAUCAAAGCUUGGCUUGCCCCUGGUGAUGUAUGUAGUUG
Messenger RNA from Ilyonectria robusta, 1375 nucleotides. Its product is annotated as major facilitator superfamily domain-containing protein. NCBI's taxonomy places the organism in Eukaryota, Fungi, Ascomycota, Sordariomycetes, Hypocreales, Nectriaceae. The coding region runs from base 1 to 1230 and encodes 409 amino acids. Gene Ontology annotation, cellular component: membrane. The record is from RefSeq and is a predicted model, not a curated record. The transcript is spliced from 4 exons. Gene Ontology annotation, molecular function: transmembrane transporter activity. Gene Ontology annotation, biological process: transmembrane transport.